AUGAAUAUCAAUCAGAAAUCGCAAAGUAACACUUCUGCUACUCAUAUUAAUCCAUCCGAACAUCAUGAUGUUCUCCUUCCAUCUACAGUUAAAUUUAACGAAACUUUUUCUGAUAAACCAUACAAUGCUUUACAAACAUUACGUAGUGCUCAAGAUGGUGUUCGUUUACCAAAUAAAGUAUUUAUUCAUGCUGUUGAUCAAUUUCUUAAAUAUUUACGAAACGAAACAAAUAAACAUUAUGCAAAUGGUAAUGAUUCUUCAAAAGAUACAAUCGAUAAUAAUGAUAAGACUUCGAUUGCACCUCUAUCAAUAACUAAAGGAACUUCACUUGAACGAACAGUAGAAGAUAUGGUAACAUUUGAAUUUGUCGAAAAAUUUCGUAAAUCAUUUGCUGAAGCUGAUACAGAUAAUACAGGUUAUUUGGAUGUGAAUACAAAUUGUGACGGUGAAGUUGAUCUUUCAGAAUAUUUAACAUAUAUUUUAUUUGAACAUCAAGAAAAAGAAAUAAUGUAUGAUAUGUCAAAACCAAUGCCUUAUCCAACUAAUCCAAAAGAAUUUACAUUAAAAAAUCUUUCACUUGAUCUUUAUAUUGGUUUUCAAUUCUUUCCAGGUAUAUCACGUACUGGUAAAAUUCUGGAACACAUUGAUUAUACAUAUGGACGAUAUCUAUCAAUAACACGUAAUGGUAUUGUAUCACAUUGGUCAAUAUCAUUAAAACUUAUUCGAGAAUCAAAAAUUCAAUCAAUUGAACAAAGAAAACAAACUCUUCCAUUAUGGAUAACAUGUACAUGUGUUCUACCAGAUAUGAAUUAUUUUGCUAUAGCAACAACAGAACGUGAUCUUAUUUUCUAUGAUAUAAAUUCUCAUACAUAUAUAGGUUCUAUAAUAAUAAAUCAUUUUCCAGCUAGUUUAACAACAAUUGAUUAUCGUAUGAAUAUAAAAAAUUCUUCUCAAUCAACAAUUUUUUGUGGAGAUUCAUUAGGAAAUUUAUUUAUAUUUCAAGCUAAAGAUUCAUAUAGACCAAUGUUUCAUAUAUCUGAUUUAACACAUUCUAUGAAAACAGAUUCAAGAAGAAAUUAUUCAUUUCCACGAAUGGUUAAUAAUGAAUAUUUAACAGUAUCAAUACUUUGCUUUUGUAAUUUACACAAUGAUUGGAUUGUACAAGUUAAAUGGAUUGAUGAUCUAGAUUUGUUUGUAUCAUGUGCAUUAACAUCAACACGAAGUUUAUAUAUUGGAGAUUUAAAUAAAAAAAUGGAAAAAUAUGCUGUAGCAAAAAAAGGUUUUGCUGUUUUUGAUUAUUGUAAGGCUCAUCGAUCAAUAGUAACUGGUAGUAAUGAUGGUGUUAUUCGUUUUUGGGAUCCAUUUGUUACAGAACGAGCUGCAGCUAUAUUACGUGGACAUAAUUCUUCUGUUACUCAUUUAGUUGUCGAUAAACGAGAAAAUCAUAUAAUUAGUAUUGAUAAAGGAAAAAAUAUUAUUAUUUGGGAUGUUCAAACAUUAAAAAUAAUUCAACGUAUAUCACAUACAAUUUUUGAUUUAUCUGGACAAGAUUUAACAAUAUGUUAUUUAAAUCCUACUCAACAACGUUUAAUUAUAGGCAAUAAAAAACUUCUUUCAUUAUCACAUAUAAAUGAAUCAUAUAUUCAUAAUGAACGAACAUCACAUAUAUAUCCAAUAACAAAAAUUUUAUAUAAUCCUUUAUUUGAUGUUAUUAUAUCAUGUGAUGAAGGUUCAACUAUAAAUAUAUGGAAUAUAAUAACAGGUGAAAAAAUAAUGCAUAUAUUAAAUGCACAUGUUACACAAUUUGAUGAAUAUAAUGAACAUGCAGUAGAAAUAACAACAAUGUGUUUAGAUGAAGCUAAACGUCGUUUAAUAACAGGUGCACAUGAUGGUUCAUUAGCAUUAUGGAAUUUUAAUAAUGGUCAUAAUCUUUAUCGUGUUAAUUCAAAUGGAAUACAUGCAAAAGAAAUAACAGCAUUAUUGCAUGAAAAUGAACGUUUAUUUGUUGCUGGUUGGUCAAGACGUAUUCGAGUAUUUCAUUUGAGUAAAUCAGUUGUUAUUCGACAAGUCGAUGAAUUUCGAUCAUUACAUAACGAUGAUAUUUUAUCAAUGAGUAUAAUGAUGAAUAUUCUAGCCACUGCUAGUUAUGAUGGUGAUAUUAUUUUAUGGACUAUUGAAACAGGAAUGCCAUUUAUGAAAUUAAAUUCAGUUGAAGAUAUUAAACCAAAACUUAUAUCACUUUCAUGGCUUUAUAAACAAACGACAAAAGGUGCUAUUCAAGCUAUUUUUCCAAAAUAUUUUUCUCGUCGAAGAAUUAAAAAAUUAAAAAGACGUGAUACAGAUAAUACUGAACGAAUUCGUCAAUCAUUAUUAAAUCGUCUUCGAACAAAUUAUGAAACAUCUGUUGAAUGUGUUUUAAAAUCUAAUGUUGAUAAUGAAUUUAAUCAAUCAACAAUAUCAUCUGAUUAUCAUUUGGAUCAAUUAAUUUUUCUUCAUACACGUGAAACAAAUCCUUCAUCAGCUAUACUUAUUACUUCUGGUAGUUUGGGUUGGAUUUGGUGGUGGUCUAUACAUGUAAUUGGACGUUUAGUUGCUGUUUUUAAUGGAUCAAGAAAAUCUCAAGAACAUGUUCUAGCUAUGUGUGUAGAUGAACAAUGUAAUAUAUUAUUUACAUCUGAUACAGCGGGAUAUGUAGCCCUAUGGUUUAUUGGUGAUUAUGCUUGCAAACAACCUGAUUCAAAAGAAAAACAAAUGAAAUUAAUUGAAGAAAAAAAUCGAAUAUUAACACAUUUUGCUUCUAGUCUACAUUCAAAUAGUGCUGGUUUGUAG
Molecule: messenger RNA, 2829 nt
Organism: Rotaria sp. Silwood2
Lineage: Eukaryota; Metazoa; Rotifera; Eurotatoria; Philodinida; Philodinidae
Source: the annotation of a GenBank genome assembly